CACUUCUCUUCACAAACUCUACCACUCUGAUUGCGUUUCUCUCUUCUUUCUAACUCGAAUUAAGAGAGUAAACAUGGAUUCUACCAAAAUUUCAGCUCUCCUCUUCAUUUGCAUGAUCUUUAUUUCUUCAGCCACCUCAAUUCUUGGAUGUCAUUCUUGUGGCAAACCAAAGAACAAACACCGUAAGCCUACUAAAGGUUCAGUUACACUCCCUCCUACUGUUAAGCCACCAGUCACUCUUCAUCCUAUUGUGAAACCACCUGUCACUCUCCCUCCACUGCCAGUUCCUCCGAUUGUUAAGCCACCAGUGACACUCCCUCCUCUGCCAAUUCCUCCAGUGCUGCCAGUUCCUCCUGUGACACUCCCUCCUCUGCCAAUUCCUCCAGUGCUGCCAGUUCCUCCUGUGACAGUUCCUCCAGUGAUUACAAAUCCACCAAAGGGAAAGCCAUGCCCACCGCCUCCUUCAUCCAAGGACACAUGCCCUAUCGAUACACUAAAACUUGGUGCUUGUGUGGAUCUUCUUGGUGGGUUAGUGCACGUUGGCCUUGGUGAUCCAGUUGUGAACCAGUGCUGCCCAGUUCUUAAAGGACUUGUUGAACUUGAAGCUGCAGUCUGCUUGUGCACCACUCUCAAAAUCAAAGCUCUUAACCUCAACAUCUACGUCCCGCUUGCUCUUCAGCUCCUUGUUACUUGUGGGAAGACACCGCCUCCUGGUUAUACUUGCUCUCUCUAGAUCCAAGCUAAACUAGCUAGCUGAUCAUCCAUGGAUGAAAGAUUCGACAUGAGAGGAUGUCGAGCCCUCUUCCUUUCUCUCUUGGUCAAUAUUGGACACCAUUUAUUUUUUUUCCUUCUUUAAGAUUAAUGCUUUAUGUAUGGUUUGUCUAUUAGACAAGAAGCUAUCAACUAUGUUUCUCUCUCAAUUUAAGAUCUUAUUGGGUUCUCAAUUUGUUAGAUAGCCA
Populus euphratica (Euphrates poplar) is the source of this 959-nucleotide messenger RNA. RefSeq names its product 36.4 kDa proline-rich protein-like. The transcript has 2 exons. The record is from RefSeq and is a predicted model, not a curated record. The coding region runs from base 74 to 733 and encodes 219 amino acids. NCBI's taxonomy places the organism in Eukaryota, Viridiplantae, Streptophyta, Magnoliopsida, Malpighiales, Salicaceae.